This is a messenger RNA of Talaromyces amestolkiae, 1308 nucleotides long. RefSeq lists its product as uncharacterized. The transcript is spliced from 7 exons. The record is from RefSeq and is a predicted model, not a curated record. Gene Ontology annotation, biological process: cytoplasmic translation. NCBI's taxonomy places the organism in Eukaryota, Fungi, Ascomycota, Eurotiomycetes, Eurotiales, Trichocomaceae. The coding region runs from base 1 to 1308 and encodes 435 amino acids. Gene Ontology annotation, molecular function: RNA binding; structural constituent of ribosome. Gene Ontology annotation, cellular component: cytosolic large ribosomal subunit; ribosome.
AUGCAUCUUCUGAUACUAGGGGCUACAGGUCGAACAGGGCAAUAUGGCUACCAAUUCGCUCUGGAGCAGGGACACAACGUUACAGUCAUAGUCCGCAAUGCCAAAGCAAUCACCUUCACCCAUCCCAACUUGACCAUCUUCGAAGGCUCAGUGCUAUCAGAACAAGAUAUGGCCCACGCCUUCACAACUUCUGCCACUGCUCAAGGCCCAAUCGAUGCGAUCCUAGGCUUCUUGAACCCUUCACGAGCAUCUGAAUUUCCAUGGGCAAAGGUCAUUGCUCCACCACGGUUACUAGUCGACUCAACCGCUAUUGCGGCUCGUCUUCUCCAACAUCAGGCUCAUGAGUCUCCACGUCUGAUUAUAAUGAACGCACUAGGUUCAGGAGAAAGCCGAAAAGUCACGCCAUGGUUCUUCCGGGUUUUCAUUGAUUACAGUAAUUUGAGGUAUACAUAUGAUGACCAUGACGCUGUUGACGCUGAGAUUGAAGAAAAUUGUGGCAGCAAGGUCAAGUGGACGUUGGCACUGGCGGUGAGUUUGAUGGGCGCUGGAACAAAUCCAGUCAAGGCGACGUUGAAUACGGAGGCUCCAGCGAGUUUGUGGAUUACGAGGGAGAGCUGUGCGAGGUGGAUGGUGGAUGUUGCGACGGGGACGUAUGGGGAUGAAUUUACGGACAAAGCUCGUGGUUUAUUUGAAGCUAUGGGUGCCCUUAAAUACGUCGAGGAGCUUCAGAAGAAGAAGCAGUCCGAUAUCCUUCGCUUCUUGUUGCGUGUCCGAUGCUGGGAGCUCCGUCAACUUAAUGUGAUCCACCGUGCUUCCCGCCCUUCCCGCCCCGACAAGGCUCGUCGUCUCGGAUACAAGGCCAAGCAGGGAUACGUUAUCUACCGUGUCCGUGUUCGUCGUGGUGGCCGCAAGCGCCCUGCUCCCAAGGGUGCCACCUAUGGCAAGCCCACCAACCAGGGUAUCAACCAGCUCAAGUACCAGCGCUCUCUCAAGUCCACCGCUGAGGAGCGCGUUGGUCGCCAUGCCGCCAACUUGCGUGUCUUGAACUCCUACUGGAUCAACCAAGACUCCACCUACAAGUACUUCGAAGUCAUCUUGGUCGACCCCCAGCACAAGGCCAUCCGCCGCGAUCCCCGCAUCAACUGGAUUGUCAAGCCUGUCCACAAGCACCGCGAAUCUCGUGGUCUUACCGCCACCGGCAAGAAGUCCCGUGGUAUCAACAAGGGUCACGGCUACACCAAGACCAACGCCGGCCGAAGAAAGACCUGGUUGCGCCACAACACCCAGAGCUACUGGCGUUACCGCUAG